AUGCGGAUCGACCAAACAAAGACCCAGUCCGUGGAAAAGACCUGGGCUGACGAAAGUCAAAUUAAUAUCGAUGGCAUACCUCAAGCAGAUCUCGUCUUACGUUUACGUCAGGCCUUCCACAAGCAUGGACAACGAUAUGAAGGAGAGAGUAGUGAAACGUUGCGCCCAUGGUGUGUUGCGGGUAAGAUAUCAACUAGAUGCUAUUGCGCAGGAGAAAACUGCUUCCGAGAUACGUGGAGCGUUUUUGUAUUUCUUCUAGAGGUUUAUCGCGAGGGAUUUUCGAAUAAAAUGAAAGGGCAAAGCAAGAAACUCGCAAAAUCGUAUGGUAAACUCAAACAGAUAGACCAAGUAACUACCGGUUCCGGGCACUCUGUAGCAUCUACACUCUAUUGUAUCCUCAGAGAAAUGAAAAAAGAAUUCAAACUAGAUGUUGUACCUACAAUACUGAUUCCUGAUGACGCAGCAGUAGAGAAGGACUGGGAAAGUUUCGAAGAUAGACUUCGUGGCAGGAUUCAAGGCCUAUUACCCGAAAAGGGUAAAAAAGAUGAAGUCUCCAGAACUCAUAUCGUCACGGAGGAUAAAGAAAAAAAGAUGAAGGAACGGUUUGACAUCGUUCUGGUCAUAAUGGUCGCUCUCAACGCCAUAUGCUUGGCCAUCCUGGCCGCCUUCUUUUGCUGGUACAUGACGUUUUCCAAGCGUGAAAUGCAGUCUCUGGGCAUCACUCACACACGUGGGGCACGAAAAGUCUCAGUUGAAGAUGUAGCUGGAAAGAAGAAAUCCUCAGAGGAAGAUCCUGCGAAAAGGAGAUCGGCUGAGGCACUUUCCGCAGGGAAUCUUUCUGGGGAGCAAGCGCAGGGUCCUCCACCAGCAGCAGCUCCGAGGAAGCCUCUGCCCGGCGUAGAUCCGUACUUUUGGUGA
This is a messenger RNA of Haemonchus placei, 918 nucleotides long. NCBI's taxonomy places the organism in Eukaryota, Metazoa, Nematoda, Chromadorea, Rhabditida, Trichostrongylidae. The record is from the annotation of a GenBank genome assembly.